Juglans regia (Persian walnut) is the source of this 1543-nucleotide messenger RNA. Its product is annotated as lectin-like protein At1g53070. The transcript has a single exon. NCBI's taxonomy places the organism in Eukaryota, Viridiplantae, Streptophyta, Magnoliopsida, Fagales, Juglandaceae. The record is from RefSeq and is a predicted model, not a curated record. Gene Ontology annotation, molecular function: carbohydrate binding. The coding region runs from base 308 to 1375 and encodes 355 amino acids.
UUUGAUCAAAUUUAGGGUGAUAUGUAAUUCCAAGUAUUUAGUUAUAACUACAGUUUUUUUCUGCCAGAAAUAAGAGUUAUCAUUUAUUUUAAAAUAAAAAAAAGGUGCUUAUUUUGUUUGAAUUGUCUUUUUCCUUAAAUACUUUCGGGCCUAUUUGUUUAUUAUGUCUUUACAAUUGGGCUGAAACCCGCCCCGCCUUGCCCCAUGAUCUGGUUUUUCUUCUGCGAAUUGCGAUAGCUUCAAAACUCAAGAGGGUCGGAAAUCAGACCAGGCAUCGCUGAACUGACAGAAUCUUCUUCUGCAAAUUAUGGCUGAAGUUUUCGUUUUCAGAAACAUCUCCUCCUUUUCUCUCUCUGUUCUCUAUGCCCUAUUUCUAAUUUCAAAUCCCUCUUCCUCUCUCUCAUUCACUCGAACCCUACCAAACAGCCCCAACUUCGAUUCCGAAACUGCCCUCUUCGGCGACGCCUGGUUGAUCAACGUCGACAACGGCCCGCCUUGCGUGGAACUCACGCGGCCAUCAACCUCGAGCACCGGGCUUCUCAUGCGGACAGAACCGUUCAAGUUCCUGGAUGCAAAAAAGCCGACCUCUUUCUCUACGGAGUUCUCGUUCUCGAUCUCCCCUGGUAAAAGUAGCGAUGAGGGUAAUGGGGACGGCAUUGUUUUCAUUUUCGUACCCGGAGAAUCAUGGUCAAAAUGGUCGAUGGUUGAAGGAGGCUCAUUCGCGCUCUCCAAAGAAAACAGAUUGACGGGCAAUUUAGGUGACCAGCACGCCGAUGACGUAGAAAUCAGUUUGAACGACUUCGAUUCCUCUUUGAACUUGGUGCUAAAUAAUGGAGACAAGUUCAAGUCUUGGAUCGAUUACGAUGCGAGUUCGAAGAGACUGGAGGUUAGGCUGAGUAAAUCCGGGGACGCGAGACCGUACAGUCCAAUAAUUUGGCGUGCGGUUGAUUUGGCUGGAAUGUUGGGGGACGAGGACGUGCGCGUGGGCAUAGCUUCGCGGAACGGGAACUCGUCGCAGAGCGCGAGCGUAUAUUCGUGGAGCUUUAGGGUGCGAAAGUAUCCGUAUUCGAUGCACUCGUUUCCGGUGGAUCCGCAAGGAUAUGUAGUAAAGGAGGAGGAGGAGGAGCGCGGCGAGCGGGUGAGGAAGGUGAAGAGGAGUGGUUGUGUGCUGACAAUGAUGAGAGGGUUGAUUUUGGCAACGGUGUUCGGGGCGUUGGUGACUUUUGGGGCUCUGUUUUUGUGGGGGAUGCUUGUAAGUAGGCGCGAGGCUGGCUGUCCUGUCUACGCUGCCGAUUUCGGGUACAAGAAGGUCGAUGUAGUUGUUGAGGAAAAUAGUGAUGGGUUGAAGAAGAACGGGGAUGAAACUAAUGCAUGAGGGACUACGGGCAUUGCUGUGUGAUUGUGUAUUUUUGUUGUUAUGGAAUUGUAGCUUGUGUUACCCUCUCUGCAUGCUAGGUUACUUGGAUGCAGCGAAGAUAUAUCGCUGUUAUAAAUCGUUUGUAACAUUUAUAGCUUUGAUGAUUAGAUUGUCUAGCAUAUCAAA